AUGGGCAAGGACGAAUCUUCACCGACUCGAUUGCCCGUGGUUGAGCCUUUUCCGGCUGGUCCUCGGGAAGCCGACGGAUCCAAAGAUGAGCGCCAGACUACGGCGCCUUCGUCACCAGAGCCUGGAACUGCGGUUAGAAAAUUGCCAGCUAUUGAUGGAGGAAUGGUCGCCUGGCUCCAAGUUUCGUCAGCUUUCGCGCUCUACUGGAACAGUUUGGGUCUGCUCAACAGCUUUGGUGCUUUCCAAACAUACUACGAAACCACACUGCUCAAAAACGAUUCAUCUUCAGCCAUCGCGUGGAUUGGCUCAGUCCAAGUCUUCUUCCUCAUGGCUGGCGGUGUCAUAUUUGGCCCGCUCUAUGACCUUGGCUACGCUAGAUCCAUGCUGAUAACCGGCACAUUCCUUGUCGUCUUCGGCUUCAUGAUGACCAGCAUCAGCACACAGUACUAUCAGUUCCUACUUGCGCAGGGAUUCUGUGUCGGAAUCGGCUCCAGCUGCCUGUACAUUGUCGCCAUCACCUUGGUUCCUGCCUACUUUACAGCCCGAAGGGCUUUAGCAAUGGGGGUUGCAACUGUUGGAAGUAGUCUGGGAGCUACCAUUUCUCCUCUUAUUUUCGAGAGUUUAAAGCCUCGAAUAGGGUUUCCAUGGACUGUUCGAGCCAUUGGUUUCGUCAACUUAGCCAUGUCUUGCUAUGCUGUGAUAGUGGCACGACCUCGAACCAAGGGCGCCAAAACCCUGAUAACAAAGAACAACUCGCUGAAAGAAAUCGUCGAAAUUGCUGGCCUUCUGAAUUCUCGAUACAUGAUUCAAAGCUACGCACAAUCACACGGUAUGGAGGGCGCGUCUUUGGCCAAGUACCUCCUUGUGAUACUCAACGCAGUCGGUAUCCCUGGACGCAUUGUGCCGUCCCUCGUUGCCGAUCGAUUUGGUUUACUGAAUACGUACAUUGGAAUAUGUACCGUGACCGCCAUUACCAUCUUUUACUGGAUCAGCGUGAAUAACACUGCCGGGAACAUGGCGUUUGCGGUAUUGUACGGCUUCUUCUGCGCUAGUGUCGUCACUUUGGCUCCGGUCGUUCUAGCAAGCAUAACCGAUGAUCUUGGAAUUCUGGGAACGAGACUCGGUUUCGUCGCUGUAUUAAAGGGAAUCGGUUCACUCAUUGGGCCGCCAAUUGCUGGCGCUAUUUUGGGAUCAACUGGGAGCUAUCUCGGUGCCCAGCUAUUCACUGGUCUGUCGAUGUCGCUCACGGUUGUCUUUGCAGCAUAUCUUAGAGUCUUGAUAUCCCGGAGGAAAGUAGAAAGUCUAGAGACUGAUUCCUAA
Molecule: messenger RNA, 1320 nt
Organism: Colletotrichum phormii
Lineage: Eukaryota; Fungi; Ascomycota; Sordariomycetes; Glomerellales; Glomerellaceae
Product: major facilitator superfamily domain-containing protein
Exons: 3
Coding region: 1-1320 (439 amino acids)
Biological process (GO): transmembrane transport
Cellular component (GO): membrane
Molecular function (GO): transmembrane transporter activity
Source: RefSeq, a predicted model, not a curated record